Messenger RNA from Plasmodium inui San Antonio 1, 3312 nucleotides. RefSeq lists its product as hypothetical. The record is from RefSeq and is a predicted model, not a curated record. Gene Ontology annotation, biological process: protein processing. The transcript has a single exon. NCBI's taxonomy places the organism in Eukaryota, Apicomplexa, Aconoidasida, Haemosporida, Plasmodiidae. Gene Ontology annotation, molecular function: metal ion binding. The coding region runs from base 1 to 3312 and encodes 1103 amino acids.
AUGAAUAAGUCCCCGGAGUGGGCACAGGAUAAGUGCCCGGAACAUAAGAGUUACAACAUUCUUGAGAAGAGGUUUAGUGACAAAUUUAACAUGACGUACACGGUGUAUGAGCAUAAGAAGGCGAAAACGCAGGUCAUAGCAUUGGGUUCGAACGAUCCGUUGGAUGUAGAACAGACUUUUGCCUUUUACGUGAAAACGUUGACACAUUCGGGGAAGGGAAUUCCCCACAUUUUGGAACACACCGUUUUGUCCGGCUCGAAGAACUUCAAUUAUAAGGAUUCCAUGGGUCUCCUGGAAAAAGGGACGCUGAAUACGCACCUAAAUGCAUACACGUUUAACGACCGAACUGUGUACAUGGCUGGGUCGAUGAACAAUCGAGAUUUUUUCAACAUUAUGGCUGUUUACAUGGAUAGUGUGUUCCAACCGAAUGUACUGGAGAAUAAAUUUAUUUUCCAAACGGAAGGAUGGACAUACGAAGUGGAGAAGCUGAAGGAUGAAGAGAAAAAUGCAGAUGUUCCAAAAAUUAAGGAUUACAAAGUUUCGUACAAUGGCAUUGUUUACAGCGAGAUGAAAGGAUCCUUUAGCAGCCCCCUCCAAAAUCUGCACUAUGUUAUAAUGAAGAAUACCUUUCCAGAUAAUGUGCACUCGAAUGUCAGUGGUGGAGACCCCAAAGAGAUCCCUACUUUGACCUACGAAGAGUUUAAAGAAUUCUACUAUAAGAAUUAUAACCCCAAGAAGAUUAAGGUCAUCUUUUUCAGCAAGAAUAACCCCACCGAGUUGUUAAGUUUUGUCGACGAUUAUCUGAAUCAGUUAGAUUUUACCAAGUAUAGAGAUGAUGCUGUGGAAGAUGUAAAAUAUCAGCCAUAUAGAAAAGGGCCCUUCUACGUGAGGGAAAAAUUUGCUGACCAUUCUGAGGAAAAAGAAAAUUUGGUUUCCAUUUCGUGGUUGUUAAAUCCGAAGAAAAAUGACCUGUUAGAUGUAGAUCUCAGUUUGGAAUCCCCGCAUGAUUAUUUCGCCCUUCUGAUCAUAAACAAUCUGCUUACCCACACGACUGAGAGUGUUCUUUACAAAGCGUUGAUCGAUUGCGGCUUGGGAAACACCGUCAUAGAUACAGGUCUAGACGACAGCCUUGUGCAGUUCGUUUUUACUAUCGGCCUCAAAGGAAUAAAAGAAAAAAAUGAAAAGAACGUAACUCUGGACAGAGUACAUUACGAGGUAGAGAACGUCGUUUUGAAAGCGUUGCAAAAAGUGGUGGAUGAAGGGUUUAACAAAUCUGCAGUUGAGGCUUCCAUAAAUAACAUUGAAUUUGUGUUAAAGGAGGCAAAUUUGAAGACGUCCAAAAGUAUAGACUACAUUUUUGAUAUGGCAUCUAGGCUAAAUUAUAAUAGAGACCCACUUCUCAUUUUCGAAUUUGAGAAGUACUUGAAUGUGGUUAAGGAUAAGAUAAAGAAUGAGCCAAGAUAUCUGGAAAAAUUUAUCGAGAAGCAUUUCAUUAAUAAUGACCACAGAACGGUCAUUCUCAUGGAAGGUGAUGAAAAUUAUGGAAAGGAACAGGAAGACUUAGAAAAAGAGUCCUUAAAAAAGAAAAUUGAAAGUUUGACGGAAAAGGAAAGAGAUGAUAUUAUUGUCGAUUUUGAGAAUUUAACCAAGUACAAAAAUAAAGUGGAAUCACCUGAACAUUUGGAUAAAUUCCCCAUAAUAAGUAUUUCCGAUUUGAACAAAGAAACAUUAGAAAUUCCAGCGAAUGCUUAUUUUACUACAACCCUUGAGGAAAACAACAAGGCUAAGUAUAACCAAAUUAAAUCCAGCGAAGAUAUGAUGAAGAAAAAUAUGGACCACUUGGUUAGGAAGUACAUCUUGAAAGGUUCCCAAGGUGAAGCAAUCACGGACGGAGCUACAAAAAAAGAGAGCGAUCUUUCCGAGGGGGAAAUACCAAUGCUCAUUUAUGAAAUGCCAACGAGUGGCAUUCUCUACCUGCAAUUCAUCUUUAGUCUAGACCAUCUAACACUGGAAGAGCUGAGCUACCUCAAUUUGUUCAAAGUGCUCAUCCUGGAGAAUAAGACGAACAAGAGAUCAUCUGAAGAGUUCGUAAUUCUGAGGGAAAAAAACAUAGGAAAUAUUAUGGCCAACGUUGCCUUGUACUCCCUCAGCGAUCAUCUGAAAGUUGUCAACAAAUAUAAUGCGCGCGGAUUGUUCAAUUUCGAAAUGCAUGUGCUAAGUCAUAAGUGCAAUGAAUCGCUCGAGAUAGCAUUGGAAGCACUAAAGGAGUCCGACUUUUCUAAUAAGAAAAAGAUAGUUGAAAUUUUGAAGAGGAAAAUCAAUGGCAUGAAAACUGUAUUUAGCUCGAAAGGGUAUUCCUUGCUGUUCAAAUAUGUGAAGUCGCAGCUGAACACCAAGUACUUUGCACACGAUUUAGUCUUUGGGUAUGGAAACUACCUCAAGCUUCAAGAACAGUUAAAGUUGGCUGAAUCGGAUUUUCCCAAAUUUGAGCAAAUUCUAAAUAGGAUAAGAAAUAAAAUAUUCACAAAGAAGAACUUACUAAUUAGCGUAACGUCAGACUCUGCUGCGCUAGAUGAACUUUUUGUGAACUCGAAAGAGUCCUUCAAAAAUCUACUGGGUUAUUUGGAAGAGAAUGACGCCAAGAACAGCGGAACGGAAACCAUCGGAUGGAAUGAAGAAAUAAAACAAAGCAAAGUUCUAGAAAAGGAAGAAAAGAAAAAAGAAUUCUUUGUCAUCCCAACAUUUGUAAAUGCUGUUUCUAUGGCUGGAAUUCUGUUUCAUGAAAAGGAAUUUUUAAACCCCUCCUUUAUCGUUAUCGUAGCUGCUCUGAAAAAUUCCUACCUAUGGGAAACCGUUAGAGGGUUAAAUGGUGCAUACGGCGUUUUUGCAGAUAUUGAGUAUGAUGGGUCGGUCGUAUUCUUAUCAGCUAGAGACCCCAAUUUGGAGAAAACUCUCCAAACUUUUAGAGAAUCUGCACAAGGACUCAGAAAAAUGGCAGACACCAUGACCCAAAAUGAUUUACGUAGGUACAUUAUCAACGCCAUUGGCAAUAUUGAUAAACCGAGAAGGGGAGUGGAACUUAGCAAAUUGUCUCUUUUGAGGAUUAUUUCAAAUGAGACGAAACAGGAUCGAAUUGACUUCAGAAAAAGAAUCAUGGAAACAAAGAAAGAAGACUUUUACAAAUUUGCCGACUUGCUAGAGAAGAAAAUUAACGAAUUUGAAAAAAAUAUUGUCAUUAUUACGAGCAAGGAGAAGGCCAGCGAGUACUCCACCAGCGUGGACCAGGAAUUCAAGCAAAUACACAUCCAGUGA